Polistes canadensis is the source of this 1519-nucleotide messenger RNA. Its product is annotated as serine/threonine-protein kinase 16. The record is from RefSeq and is a predicted model, not a curated record. Gene Ontology annotation, molecular function: ATP binding; protein serine/threonine kinase activity. Gene Ontology annotation, biological process: protein phosphorylation. Lineage: Eukaryota; Metazoa; Arthropoda; Insecta; Hymenoptera; Vespidae. The transcript is spliced from 6 exons. Gene Ontology annotation, cellular component: cytoplasm; Golgi apparatus. Bases 214 to 1170 code for a protein of 318 amino acids.
CAGAUUUCGUCAUUAACAAAAGUUAAUUAUAAUUCUCAAUUUAAAGUUUUUAAAUUGUAAAGAUUCCCUUUAAAUGUUCUAACCUUACCUAACUUCGCAUGUUGCAAGUAGUGCAAAUAUCUGUGAUGUGUGUCAUAAUAUUUACAUGUUAAUGAAAAAAGAAUAUGUGCCGAAUGAAUAAUUUAUUUCCUGGAUUUUUGUAUAUCAUUAACAAUGAACAACUUUGACCUGGGUUUUAUUUGGAAAAUGGGAUGUCUUUGCGCCAAGGAAACUAUUACUGUAAAUACGAAAAAGUAUACGGUUCGGGAACAUCUGGGAGAAGGUGGAUUUAGUACAGUACUUUUAGUAGAAGAUAAUAUAACACAUAGAAAAUAUGCGAUUAAAAAAAUUGUUUGUCAUGGAUCAGAAGACCAACGUUUAGCAAUGAAAGAAAUAGAAUAUCAUCAUCUCGUAAAACAUCCAAAUGUUAUAGAAUGUAUUGAUUCUACACACAGGGGAACAGCAGAUCCUGUUGUCAAUUCAACUAGUGAAGUACUACUUGUAUUACCUUAUUAUUAUAGAGGUACAUUAGCACAUGAAUUAGAAAGACGAGCUAAAAAUAAUGAUUAUAUGAAUCCCAUAGAUAUUUUAAUUACCUUUUUACAAAUAUGUGAGGGUGUACAAGCUUUCCAUGAGGCGAAGCCAGAUCCUCUUGCGCAUAGAGAUCUGAAGACUGCAAAUAUAGUUUUAAAUGAUCAAAAUAUGCCUAUUAUAAUGGAUUUAGGAUCUGUAGCACCGGCGAGGGUUAAAGUUUGUGGUAAUCAAGAAGCUCAAACAUUGCAAGAUAUAGCAGCGGAAAGAUGUUCGAUGCCAUAUAGAGCACCAGAGCUAUUUAAUGUUGAAAGCUACUGUAUGAUUGAUGAACGAACAGAUAUUUGGUCCCUAGGAUGUAUUCUAUAUGCCUUAUGCUAUUUCAAAUCUCCAUUUGACAAUGUUUAUGAAAGAGGAGAUAGCGUGGCACUCGCUGUUAUAAGUGCAAAUAUUACAUUUCCGGAAGAAGCACCCUAUAAUGAAGAUAUGCAAAAUUUAAUUCUCUCUAUUUUAAAAGUUAAUCCAAUGCAGCGGCCUUAUAUAUAUACUGUAAUAGAAAAUGUACACGAUACUAUAACAAAAUUCGAAGAUAGAGUGUAAUUUUAUAAUGAUUGACAGAUUAGAAAUAAUUCUGCUUUAGAUAAAUGCAGAAACGUACAUGUUUUUGUUAUAAAAUUCAAAAAAUUUUUAAUGAUGAACAAUGUGAAUAGAACACAGUGAUAGAUUUUUAUAUACUAAACGGAAUAUAAUAUAAUUUUUUCGUAAAUAAUUAAUCAAUAUAUUCAUGGAUAGAUUAUGCUACAAUUAUCUUCAAUGAGAAGAAUUUUAAAAAUUAAAACGUCCAGAAUAUAUAAAUAUGCAUUUAUAAUGCUUUUAUAAAACUGUUAAAUAACGAACAAAUGACUUUCAUAUUACAUUUUUACAAGUGAUCAGAGACUAUAAUUAUAUA